Kalmanozyma brasiliensis GHG001 is the source of this 2244-nucleotide messenger RNA. RefSeq lists its product as uncharacterized. The coding region runs from base 1 to 2244 and encodes 747 amino acids. The transcript has a single exon. The record is from RefSeq and is a predicted model, not a curated record. NCBI's taxonomy places the organism in Eukaryota, Fungi, Basidiomycota, Ustilaginomycetes, Ustilaginales.
AUGGGCAUGAAUGCGGCCCUUCGCGAUAGCUUCGGCUUCAUCGCUGAUCGUCAGCACCAUGUGCCACUUGCACGCGCCAACAUCAACAUCACUCCGGCCAAUGCUCUCCAAACCCUCUUUCGACGUCAGAGGGAGACUCCUCUUCCCAUCACGCCUGUCUCCAUCCUUCGCUCCAUGCUUCAGCUAGACGAUCUUCAGGCCCUUCUUUGGGCUUGGACGCUCGUCGGUAUCCUUCUCCUUUUCGCCUUCUGGACCAAUCCGAGUGAGGCCUCCUUCAGGCCUUUCCUCACCGACCUCGUCUUUCGCGAGCGCUUGAGGCUGCUCAACCAGGACCAGGAUGCCGCCGAAUCUCACUCGCAAGCCGAUGAUGCCGCGGCAGGUACUUCCAGCCCGACCACCGCUGCGCGCAAGUCGGAUACCAACGCUUUCUCGUCUCUGCUCUCCACCGCUUCCUACGCUUCUGGUCCUUUCGCCGUCACUUUUGGUUCCAAAGUUGCGCUCUCAGUACGCACGCCCCCCUUCCAUCGCAAAGAUCUUGGAUUGCUUUCGAUCGUCACCAUCUCGCAAAGCAUGCCAAGUCGCUCAGUUCAUGCCCAACGGGCAGAGGCAUCGCAGCAAAGCACCCGAUCCGCCAAAGCGCACGGUGCCAUGGAUUGCACUUCUCUCUUCAUCGGCGCCUUUGGCAAGUGGUGGGUGCUCGGCUAUGGUAUCCCAGAUCUACCCACAACUGGUCCUUCCAGUCAGCCUCAACCAAGCAAGACGGGUCGAGAAGAGCUCGAGGAAAACAUGACCGAUGUGACAGACUGGGGCAUCCUCGACGUCCGGUCGAUCGACCCCGAGCCCCAGUCGCGACGAAACUCGAUACAGGCAUCCAAUGGUAGCGUGCAGGACGGCAGCUUUCACCAUUCUUCCCGACGACCAUCUGGCCCAGAAUCGAACGCUCGCAACGCAUCUCCGACACCGCUUGCGACCAAAGAGACCCCUUCUGAAGCUGAGACCGAAGAUUGUCUCAGCAUCACAGCAUUGGUUUCAAGAUCUCAGACCGACAUCCUCGAGCUGCAGGAACAGCUCGCUCAGAUCAAGAGCGUUUCUGCACGAGCUUGCGAAGCACUCGAGGUCGACUUGGAAGAUGUACGCUCCAGGAAAAAAGAGGAGGAAAGGCUUCGAUCCGACAUCAAAACCAGGACAAAGGCGUUGGACGACAGUAAGAGACAAGUUGAAAGCGGUCGACGAGAAGCAGAAAGGCGAUUGAAGACGGCCAAUGCCGCUCGGGCUCUCAAACAGGCCAGCAUACAGCAGAGAAAGGACCAGGUGGACAUGCUUCACAAACGCCGAGCGGCUCUCGUCACCAAGAAGACCGCCCAUGUCGAAAAGCGGCUGCAGCGCUCGGCAGACCUUUCGGCCCAGAUCAGUCAGGCAAAGGCCAGAGCCGAUAAGCUCAGGAAUGAGAUGGACCAGUUACGUCACGACAUGCAAGCUGCUGAGGAGCAAUUGCAAUUCGAGAGGACCCACCCUCGCGGUGUCCAGGACGGCGACUUCCGAGACCAAGGCCGCAUGGACCCAUCCGCACACGUCUGGAGCCCGGCGAUGGAUUACAGCCACAUGGGAAGCAAUGAAGCCAUGUACGCUCAUCUCGCGUCCACUCCGGAUCCACUCGUCGACAGCUUGGCCCGCUUCGAAGAGCGUAAUCUCGCUGGUCAGAGGCUCUUUGGCCCUGGCGCUCACGACACCGAUGCCAGUCUGAUGGUCAACAAGAUGCCGACGGCUCAUAUGGACGACUACAGUGAUCUCGGCACCAGCGUUCUGCGCAAUGCCUUCCGCCGUGCGAAUGCCGCCGCUGUCGCCGAUGGACGCGAGAUACUGCCCAAUGCUCCGCAGGGCAUUGGCAACCCCUCUUUGCAGAAUGCCUCCAAUUUCGAAGCCAUCAAGCAAGCCUUCCAGCCCACUCUUGCCACGGAGGAGGACGGUAGACGGUCCUGGUCUGCGUUCGACGUCUGGCAGUCCGACAUCCGCAGCGUUGGUCAACAGAGGACGCAAUGGGCCACUGGCGGAGCAAACGGCAGCGCUGACUCGUUGCCCCACUUGGGCUCCAGCAGCGGUUUCCUGCCCCUCGAUCGCAGUAGCAGCGCGGAGCACAGCUUCCAGUCCCAGGGCGAUGCGGAUCAGACUCGGAACAUGUCCAAGGUCAAGAGAGCCUUCCGAUGGCCCUUCCGACCUAGCCAAGUUCAAGACGAGCUGGUCUGA